GAGCGCUGACAGAAUGAUUUGAUUCAAUUAAAAGCACGACUGAAAGAUCCAACCUUUCUUCUUUCCCUCACAAAACAAAGGCACGACACCCCGGUCCGAGCUAGUACUGCAUUCAGACAAUGACGACAGAAGAACUCUUGGAAGCUACGUUGGAUUCCUUGAGCCAUGGCUGGCUCAGUGUGAAAGAUCUAUUUCAGUUGGGCGCCGUGUCGUGUCGGCUCAGGCUCGCCAUCGACGACGAAGUCAUCCAGAGAUCCAUUCGUACCGAGGUUGGUCUAUUUUUGGGUACAAGCGAGGAGGCAGGUAUCAUUGCUCCUGUCCUUGGAGUACGAAAGGAUUAUCCAGAAAAUGCGGCAUUCCGUAUCAUGCUGACGAAACGGAUGCUUCGCGUGGAUCAUAUGACGGUGGAUCGCGUUCGAGGAAUGGGAGAGUCAGUGGCUCGCUUCAAACAGAAACUGCUGCAGGAUCACAGACCGGGUGACGUCAAUGACGACAGCGACAGUGGCGACUCUGGAGAUGAGGAGGGCUCGCAAGUGCUUGCGGACGGGUGGAGUCGAUGGGGAUCCCCAACCUUUCUUGGCCUUCGCGGAGGAUUUUUGGACUUGCGUUUCCACGAAAUUUGUGGUGGAAUUGGCCUCGUCUUCUCCCUGACUACAGGUAAAGAAUACAAACAUUCCUUUCAAAGAGACUAUUACUAUGGUUACCUGGAUGAGGAAGACCAAGAGCUUCACGUCGUGCUGUGUCAAGACGAGGUGCCUAUCCGGGAUGACAGAGACUUGCCAUUCUCUUUCGUGCCCUAUGACUAUUAUGAAUUCACUCGUCAACAAAGUGACUUUCAUUCAGCUAUGGAUCAAUGCCGCAUACACUCAAGACCGGACUUUCGAAAAAUGAGGGGGGCGGACGCAACACAAUUGAGAGCUUACAAAGUGGAACUAAAACGACAAUUUGAAAUUGAUAGAUUGACGAUCGAGAAACAAUACUGGGCCAAGCUGAUGCACGUUAAGGAGGGCGACAUGACUUUGGACAUCAUCGAAAAGUACGACUGCCGUUCGCGUCUUCGAGUCAGAGCUUGGCGUCCAAUGAGUCAAGAUGAGACUGACAAGCACAAAGUGUCAGCAAUGAUGGAUUCCUCCUCUGUCUUUGCCUGGACGUAUUCGCAUCCGUGGGAGCAGCUUCUUCGGAGAGCCAGUAUGAUUGUUGGCAGUAGAGACUACGGCUUUGAAAACAUCAAACUGCAAUCCUUGACAGACGAUCAGAGGCAGACUGCCACUGAUUUCUUGGGCCCCGACAGGCGGCAGGUGGGGGUUGCGUUGGGACUUGACAAAACUCGUAAUGUGUUUAGCCAGUCUCCAUUCUUCUGAACCUUGGCUUGCACAGUGCCAGCACACAGACGGAGGUUGAUUCGAAUGAUUCAUUCCUACGGUCUGGUUCUGGCGAAGACUCACCAUGAUGAACCACCAUGCUACGGCACAUGCGCCCGCCGAGCCAAACAGAAAUCCUCGAAGACCGAGAGAAUCAAAGUAAAAUUGAUUAGAUCCUAGAGAUCAUUAAAAUGCAAAUACAAGGUACCCGGACAUUUGUUUCGUCCCAUUCAAAACGAGGAUAGACCACAAGCUUAGCUAGCCAACCUUCAACAACAGGUUGAUUGAAACAUUCAGU
Seminavis robusta is the source of this 1659-nucleotide messenger RNA. NCBI's taxonomy places the organism in Eukaryota, Bacillariophyta, Bacillariophyceae, Naviculales, Naviculaceae. The record is from the annotation of a GenBank genome assembly.